Harpia harpyja (harpy eagle) is the source of this 2069-nucleotide messenger RNA. Its product is annotated as collagen alpha-2(IV) chain-like. The record is from RefSeq and is a predicted model, not a curated record. Gene Ontology annotation, biological process: lipid droplet organization; phospholipid biosynthetic process; lipid storage. Gene Ontology annotation, cellular component: endoplasmic reticulum membrane. NCBI's taxonomy places the organism in Eukaryota, Metazoa, Chordata, Aves, Accipitriformes, Accipitridae. The transcript is spliced from 2 exons. The coding region runs from base 9 to 1955 and encodes 648 amino acids.
GGGCGGCCAUGGGGUGGUGUGGGGCAGCCAUCCAGGCCUUAAGCCGUGGGGCGGCGGCCGUUUUGGGGUCGCCGGCUUUUCCCCGGGCCCACGCUUUGGCGUUGGCCGUACUUGUGGGGCUGGGCCCCCUCCUGAAGGCGAGGGCCGACCCCCACAGCCUGUUGGCUUCGCCCCAUAACCUGCUGGAGGCGCGCCUGGUGGCCUCGGCCGGCGGUUGGACGACCUUGUUGUUGGGUGCCCUCUUAGUGGCCGCUUUGCCCCUCGCCCGUCCGGGCGUGGCCGCCCUUCUCCGCGCCGUUGGGCGCUGGGCGGUGGGCGUGGCCCUGGCUCGCUCCGCCCCUCGUUUCUUCGCCGCCUUAGAAGCCGCCACCGGCCGUUGUUUGAGCCCCGUGGCCGGCGGGAUCCUCCUUCUGCCCCACGGCGACCCACGGAGCUGUCGGGCCGAGGGACAUCGGUGGGAGGGGUUCGGGGCCUCCCCCCAAGCUUUCGCCUUGGUUCAUUGCGGCUUGGGAUUGGCCGAAGAAGCCGGGGCUUUGGGGCGGAUCCUCUACCCGCCCUGGCGAAGGAGAUGGGGGCGGGAAGGACCUCGCCGGGCGGGGUGGGGCCGGGAGGAACCUCAGCGAAUGGGGUGGAGCGGUGAAGAACGUCAAUGGAUGGGGUGGGGCCGCGAAGGAGCUCAACGAAUGGGGUGGGGCCCUGAGGGAGCUCAACGAAUGGGGUGGGGCCAUGAAGAACCUCAAGAGGUGGGAUGGAAGGGUGAAGGACCUCAAUGGACGGGGUGGGGCCGUGAAGGAGCUCAGCGAAUGGGGUGGGGCCGUGAAGGAACUCAGCGAAUGGGGUGGGGCCAUGAAGGAGCUCAGCGAAUGGGGUGGGGCCGUGAAGGUGCUCAGCGAAUGGGGUGGGGCCGUGAAGAAGGUCAAGAGGCGGGAUGGAAGGGUGAAGAACCUCAACGGGUGAGAUGGAGCCACGAAGAACCCGAACGGAUGGGGCGGAGCCACGAAGGACCUCAGCGAAUGGGGUGGGGCCACGAAGAACCUCAACGAAUGGGGUGGGGCCACGAAGAACCUCAACGAAUGGGGUGGGGCCACGAAGAACCUCAACGUCCGGGUUGGGAGACCCAUGAAGGACCUUGGCGUCCGGGCUGGGAAGUCCCCGCCCCCUCCUCCCCUGGGAGGAGCCAGUCAUUCUGGCAUUGGUUGCUACGAGCUCUCCGAUUGGGUGGUUUGACCUUGGGGGCGACCCCAGCGUCUGGGUGGAGCCAGGCAUCCGGCUGGCCGCCAUCUUCCAUGGGGCCACCGUUCUCCAUGGGGCCGCCGUCAUCUAUGGGGCCACCGUCAUCUAUGGGGCAGCCUUCGUCUAUGGGGCAGCCUUCAUCUAUGGGGCAGCCUUUGUCUAUGGGGCGACCUUCGUCUAUGGGGCGGCCUUCAUCUAUGGGGCAGCCUUCAUCUAUGGGGCAGCCUUCGUCUAUGGGGCGACCUUCGUCUAUGGGGCGGCCUUCAUCUAUGGGGCAGCCUUCAUCUAUGGGGCAGCCUUCGUCUAUGGGGGAGCCUUCGUCUAUGGGGCGACCUUCGUCUAUGGGGCCACCAUCGCCCAUGAGGUCACCAUCGCCCAUGAGGUCACCAUCGCCCAUGAGGUCAUCACCGCCCCCGGAGCCGCCGUCACCUGGUUGGACCCAACCGGCCCCAUGGGCUUCUGGGUGGCCGGAGGAUGAAGAUGCCGCGGAGGAAGGACCCAGGCGGCCGGGCACCGCCCUCUGCCUCCUCUUCCUCCUCAACGUCGCCCUGGUGCUGGUGUGGCAAGCCUUAUUGGCCGUCACCUUGGCCUACCGUCACGAUUGGCCGCGCAACGCCGCCGGCGCCGCCUUGGGUUGGGCCGCUUGGGUCGUCACCUAUCGCUUCUGGUACCGUUACCCGUGUUCUCCUGGGCCACCGGGGUUGGGGCUUCCAUCGGCAUGAAGGACCCAAGGGGCCGGGGGGCGAUCCAGAUGUCCGGGAAGGUUCUAGAUGUCCUGGAGAACCUCAACUGUCUUGGAGAACCUCAACCGUCUUGGAGAACCCAACCAUCUUGGA